Molecule: messenger RNA, 1041 nt
Organism: Drosophila persimilis
Lineage: Eukaryota; Metazoa; Arthropoda; Insecta; Diptera; Drosophilidae
Exons: 4
Biological process (GO): morphogenesis of a branching epithelium
Source: RefSeq, a predicted model, not a curated record
AUGGUAGGGUCGGAUGUUAUACCAGCACCGGAUAACCAAACUUUAUUGGCAAUGCGUAAACGCGAAAAUAAACUUCGCCAGUCACCUAUGUGCCAGCGUGCAUUGCUACUGCCACUUUCAUCAAAACAUGAAAUUGAACGACAAAUUCGGCUUCGGGUCGUGAGAGAGUUUAACCUCCCUGAUGAAGUAUCUGAUAUUCUGGAAAGCUCACACCAAUCCAGCCAGAAAAGUGAUGAUGUUUACAAAGAAAAUCCGUGUGGAGUUGCGUCCACUACUCAAGGCGAGGACAAUUUGCUUGAAGAUGAAGAUCAAAGCCCACCGCCAUCACCAGCGGCUACUGGCUCAGUUACGCGAAACACAACCGUUGGAUCUUCUUUUUUAUCGUCCUCGUCAAUGGGAUCGUCAGCAUCAUCAAUCUGUGGCACCGAUGGAGUACACCCCUAUUAUAGCCGAAAUCUCACUUUUCCGCGUCAGCAAUCAAAUGGUCUUUUUGGUGUAGCCAGUAUUUUAGCUGCCAACUCUGGUCCUGGCCUUUAGUGUAGCUAUUCACGUAUUUCAGCGUCAGCGCGUCCACGAAAUCAACUGCCGGCAUUAAUAACUGAAGGGGACUUUCGAUUUUCGCAUGGAAAUAGCUUUGGCUUGGAUAUGAGUGUUGAGAACGGCGCAUGUGCUUUGGACUCUGGAAAUAGUCAUCUUUCAGAUAUGAUGCCGGAUGUGGCUAUGGCCACCGCAUCGUUAGGUCAGCUUCAUUUGUCGAAUAGUACUGGAAAUACUAGCGGCCGUAGCGUCGGCAGCAAUAACGACAUGCCAGAAAGUUUACAAUUAGAUUUGGAGGAUGGUCCAAGCCCUCGCGUAGUUGGAAACGUUCCAAGUGCACUGACCUUGCGAAGCAUACACCACGCUCUGCCACAAAGCAACUAUCACCGCUUCGUGCAGCGCUCUAGUUCGCCAUUUGAUAUGAUGCGUCAUGGACAGUUAUCGCCCACAUCACACCCUCCAAAUCCUGGGUCAUUUAACUCUGAGCCACGCAGGUUUUUAUAG